Molecule: messenger RNA, 2616 nt
Organism: Hypoxylon fragiforme
Lineage: Eukaryota; Fungi; Ascomycota; Sordariomycetes; Xylariales; Hypoxylaceae
Product: phosphoribosylaminoimidazole carboxylase
Exons: 3
Coding region: 583-2415 (610 amino acids)
Biological process (GO): 'de novo' IMP biosynthetic process
Molecular function (GO): metal ion binding; phosphoribosylaminoimidazole carboxylase activity; ATP binding
Source: RefSeq, a predicted model, not a curated record
CCAGACUGUAACCCAGUAGACACUGGUAACUAACAACCAAUCAAUUAACCCAGGCUAGUCUAGGAGCUUAGCUUAGAAAUACAGUUGUUUUAAAAUAAACCUUCUUAAUGACCCUUGUUCACUCCAGAUGUCCCCGACUCUCGGCAUGGACUGAUUAGUUGCUCCGUUUGGUAUCGGCUUCCCCUUUACCAAAUGCCUUCAUUUCCAAAGAGACUCAUAACAAACGUUCCAAGAGAUGUUAGAAAUCAAGACUCUCUUACAAUAUCUACAACUUAUGACACUGAUACUCAUUUCAUGAUGAGAGUGACAUCUGUAUGCAUAAAGGUUUAAUUAUGUAAGGAAAGCACAAUGCAUUUGCCCCCACAAAACCGUUUCUUCAAGAAGAACGUGAAACUUGGCUAUGAUUGGUUCAAACAAACACCAUUGAACUUAGUGCAAAGUACUUAGGUACAAGUUUGAGCAAAAUCAAAAUUUCUCAAUAGAACCGGACCGGCGUCAUUAGCUUCCUUACUCAUAUGUGUGCACACAUUCCCGAUAUACGACACAUAUAUCACUCUUGAAUAGCCAAAGGCAAGCAAUCUAAUGGCUAAGAAACCGGUCAUUGGCCUUCUAGGCGGAGGCCAGCUGGGGCGCAUGCUACAAGAGCAAGCUGCAUUGCUCGGCAUCGAAAUCGUAUUACUAGAUGAAGUCAACUGCCCUGCUCGGCAGAUAAACCAGAACGACAAGCACGUUGCUGGCUCCUUCAAAGAUCCGGAAAAGAUUCGCGAACUCGCCAGAAGGUGUGAUGUGCUUACCGUGGAGAUCGAGCAUGUUGAUACCCACGUCCUGGAAGAAAUUGCUACCCAGGGCGUCGAGGUCAAUGGCCAGUUGAAGAAAGUGCCUGUGCAACCGGCAUGGGAGACCCUGCGCCUGAUCCAAGACAAGUAUCUACAGAAAGAACAUCUCGCCCAGAAAGGCUUGCCUAUUGCUACUCAGAUGGAUAUUCACUCCAAUGACUUCGACCCCAUGAUAGACUCAUUAGUAGAGGCUGCCAAGGAAUUUGGCUUCCCCUUUAUGCUCAAGGCACGGAAGCUAUCCUAUGAUGGCCGUGGUAACUUUAAGGUCAGCAAAUCAGAAGACUUCAAAGAGGCCAUUAGCACUAUGGGAAAGUUGUCUCUCUACGCUGAGAAGUUCAUCCCCUUUAAAAAGGAGCUUGCCGUCAUGGUCAUAAGAACGGAGGAUGAUGAGGGUGUGCUGAAGCAGGUUUAUGCCUAUCCGGCCGUUGAAACUAUUCACGAGGAUUCUAUAUGCGCCAAGACAUUCUAUCCCCCGCGAGAUGUGUCUAAAGAAAUAAUUGAAAAGGCGAGGAAAUUGGCUUCCGAUACCAUUCGGACGUUGAAAGGCAGAGGUGUUUUUGGUGUGGAGAUGUUCGUAUUAGAAAAUGAUGAACUGGUGGUCAACGAAGUCGCCCCAAGACCCCACAACUCUGGUCACUAUACCAUUGAAGCUGUGCCCUUCAUGUCCCAGUACAAGGCACAACUCUACGCUAUACUAGACCUAGUCCCUCCAUCUAUCAAGUUGCAGCCUCGAGUAUCAGGCGCGAUUAUGCUCAACAUUUUAGGUGGUGUGCAGGAGGACUCCCAUGACGCCCUGGUUAGUCUAGCUGAGUCAUUUUAUCACGAUGAUAUGGACGUCUUUCUACAUCUGUACGGCAAAUCCUCAAAGCCAAGUCGGAAGAUUGGCCACAUCACCCUCACCUCCUAUUCACCUACAGCAAACCUCGAGCAGUUGGCGACACCACUCAUAAAAGAGGUCGACCACAUCCGUCAAGUACGUCUCGAAGCCAAAUCAGCUCAGCUACGUCCUGAUGCCCCUGCAACCUCCAAACCGGCACCUAUCUCAGCCUCGUCUCGUGAUACCAAGAACCCCUUGGUAGUCGUCACCAUGGGCUCCGACUCGGAUCUUCAUGUCUUAAAAGGGGCAUUCGAGAUCCUUGAGCGCUUCAAGGUCCCCUAUGAUUUCACCAUCACCUCAGCACACAGAACGCCGCACCUCAUGAGCGAGCUCGCAAAAUCGGCCGCCAGUCGUGGCAUCCGCGUACUCAUUGCGGCGGCGGGAGGGGCGGCGGCGCUCCCCGGAAUGUUGGCCUCGGAGACUACAGUCCCCGUCAUCGGCGUCCCCGUCAAAGCCACACAUCUCGAUGGAAACGAUAGCUUACUCAGCAUUGUGCAGAUGCCACGCGGUUGCCCCGUGGCCACGGUAGGGAUUAACAACUCGACGAACGCAGGCAUACUCGCUGUUAGAAUCCUGGGCACGAGCGAUGGGAAAUAUCAGCAGGCCAUGGCGGACUUUAUGAAGGGCAUGUGCGAUGAGGUUGAGGCUAAGGCUGAAAAGUUAAGGGAGGUCGGAUGGGAGGCGUAUUUGCAAAAGAAAUAGGUUAGGGGAAUAAGGGUUGCAGGCCACUGGGUAUCAUUGUUGACAUCUAUUCAGUAUAGGUUCAGCUAUUGUGCAGCUAUCAAUGAAAAAAAAAGGAGUUAUGAUCAGAUGAUUCAAUGGUGAUUGAAAAGAGCCCCUUUUCAUCUACAUACCAUACAUGCAUCUACGUAAUCUGUAACUUCGUGUUUGGGUAGAACAACU